Messenger RNA from Brienomyrus brachyistius, 2208 nucleotides. RefSeq names its product carbohydrate sulfotransferase 10 (gene chst10). Gene Ontology annotation, biological process: carbohydrate biosynthetic process; proteoglycan biosynthetic process. The transcript is spliced from 8 exons. Bases 70 to 1377 code for a protein of 435 amino acids. Gene Ontology annotation, molecular function: sulfotransferase activity. The record is from RefSeq and is a predicted model, not a curated record. Lineage: Eukaryota; Metazoa; Chordata; Actinopteri; Osteoglossiformes; Mormyridae. Gene Ontology annotation, cellular component: membrane.
AUAAUGAACGAAUGUUUUCUGGCCCAGCAGGUGAUCUGACUCCAUGCUGCUCGUAAGUGCUAAACCGUAAUGAGUACAGCACAGUAUACCUCACAGUCACUCAUGGCGCUUUACUGCAACAGAAUAGUAACUGCUCAUAGGAGAAGCCCGUGUCUAUGGGAGAAGCCCUGGACGGUCCAUGGAGGUACGGGACUGAGUUGUCCGCAGUUGCGGUGUAAUCGGCAGCGCUUCCUGACGCAGGUGCCUCAUGGCAGACGGCUGAUACCCCAAACCAUGCGGCAGCACUGGCUGCUUCUCGGAGCCUGCGGCUGGGUGCUGCUCAUCCUCAUGUUUGCCAGCAAGUUCAUCAACUUGAACUUCAGGGUUCCUGAAGACUAUAAGGGCAGGCCGGCCCUGCAUGUACACAGCUGGACAUCACCUUCCACGAAAAACAUCAGGCCUCCUGCUGCCCAGAGCAUGGUGAAGAGGAAAGCUGUGCCUUCCAAGGAGGGCUCGGUGGGACCCUCCCCAGGUCAGCAUGCAGACUGGAGCGCAGUGGAACGGAGACGGCAGGAGCUCCUGCAGAGUGUCUGCCAGAAUUCCUCCAUGAGGAACCUGACACAUACACCGCUCAGCAAGUUCGUCCUGGAUCGCAUCUUUGUCUGUGACAAGCACAAGAUCCUCUUCUGCCAGACGCCUAAGGUGGGCAACACCCAGUGGAAGAAGGUCCUCAUUGUCCUAAACGGAGCCUUCCCCUCUGUGGCAGAGAUUCCAGAGAGCAUCGUCCACGACCAUGAGAAAAAUGGCUUGCCUCGUCUCUCCUCUCUGACUGAAAAGGAAGUAGCUGAAAGACUAAGCACCUAUUUCAAGUUCUUCAUUGUUCGAGAUCCAUUUGAGCGGCUCAUCUCGGCUUUCAAGGACAAGUUCCUGCAGAACCCACGAUUCGAGCCGUGGUACAAACAUAACAUUGCGCCAGCCAUCAUCCGCAAAUACCGCAAGGUUCACGGUGGCAGCACUGGGGCCCCCGGCCUGCGCUUUGAGGACUUCGUCCGUUACCUCGGUGACCCUGGGCGAUGGCGACUCGACCGCCAAUUUGGCGACCAUGUGAUCCACUGGGUGACGUACGUGGAGCUGUGCGCACCUUGUGACAUCGCCUACAGCGCAAUUGGCCACCACGAGACCCUGGAGCAUGACGCCCCUUCCAUCCUCCGAGCCGCUGCCAUCGACCAGCAUGUCUCGUACCCUGCCAUCCCGCCGGGAAUCACCCGCUACAACCGCACCAAGGUGGAGCAGUACUUCACCGGAAUCAGCAAGCGCGACAUCCGGCGCCUCUACGCCCGCUUCCAGGCGGACUUUCUGCUUUUUGGCUACGAGCCGCCGGACUUCUUAUUGGACUAAAUAGCCAGUACAGCCUGUGUGUUCUGCAUUUCUGGUGGUGGGUGGGGGGUUGUGGGUGAGGGGUGUCCCACAAGGCUCCCCCUGUCAGUCUGAGGCAAUCUGCAAAGCUAUAGCCAGGGAUUGGCACAACUGGUACGCAUUCACGGUAUAAGAUAAAAUGUUUGGCAACUCUUGCUGUCACAGCGCAGUUAUACACUUAAUUUAUACUUAAUAUAAAUAUACUUAAUAUACUUUGUGUGCAUUUUCACUGUUGUGACAUUAGAAAUUAAGGCAUAAGAAUUUACCACACAGUUUAACCUAUAUACUGUGAAUGCAUACUUGCAUACCAGUUAUGUUAAUCCUUAGCUAUAGCUAAUAUUGGGCCACAUUGUGUUUACUGGCUAACCUCCAUAUUCAGUGCAACUACUGUGCCCUUAGUCCUGUUUAACAUACUGCUGUGUAAGAAUAUUGACGAUGAGAUUGAUAAUUAAUAAUUGAAAAUUUCUAUAGAGGCUUGCUGUGAAGUUGACAUCAUUCCUGUAACGAGAGGUGUGUUGCUUGUAGAUUAACUUUAGAACAGGAAGCAUCUCCUCCUGGUCCUGGAAGGAUGAGCCUUUGCGGCUGAAUGUUUGGGUUCUCUUUUUUUUUUAUUGUAUCGUUACUAUAUCAGUCAGGCCCAGAAAUGUGCACCCCUGCAUCGCAGUAACGACUGCCGGCUGUGGUGGCCUGUUUCAGCCACGUCAAACCUUCCACUUAUCGUCCGCUUCUCAGGGGCUGGUCUGGACGUUGGGAUCCAUUGUUCAAUCUUAAUACACAAAUAAAUAACUCUCCUGGUUAGAGUUUUUAAAAUGA